Penicillium pulvis is the source of this 879-nucleotide messenger RNA. RefSeq lists its product as uncharacterized. The transcript has a single exon. The record is from RefSeq and is a predicted model, not a curated record. NCBI's taxonomy places the organism in Eukaryota, Fungi, Ascomycota, Eurotiomycetes, Eurotiales, Aspergillaceae. Bases 1 to 879 code for a protein of 292 amino acids.
AUGUCCGACCUUCUCAGCUCGCGCUGGGCUCCUGGCGCGAGUGAGUCCAGGUACACAUCGCAAGAGCCACGACGCCCACGUUCCGAAAAUCGAAUACGAUCCACAACCCCGGCGCUCUCGGGCCCUGGAGUUGCACAUAGUCAUGGGUACGGAUCGGGGUCAGAGACAGCUAUAGCUACAGGGACAAGGACAGGGACAGGUAUCCUCCCACCUACUGAAGAACUCGCGCGCUUUAUGAAAAUUGUCGCCCGGCUACGAUGGAAACUUCCCUUCCUAGCGGAGGGCUACCGCCUUGCGACGCUGGCCGUCAACGAACAAAAUGGGAUUUCAGCGGUGGACGUGACACAAGCAGAAAUAAUGUUCAAGAUUGAUUUCCAUGAAUACUACGCGCUACUCGAGCGAGCCAUCGUGCAUCUGCUGGCGGUAUUCAAUAUCGCUGUGUCUUCCGUUGGGGGGCGGGGUGGUCGAGGUGGGGUCCAAGUGAACGGACAUGCAGCAGGGAUACACCGGUACCAUGCGAACGUUUUAAAGGCAUUAGAGGAAGAGACCACCCCUCUCACGCCAGUACUGGGUAGUGGUUAUGUCUAUGAAUUGCUGCGAAAAGCGAAGGAGCUACGAAAUCGGUGGAAGGGAGCCGACAUGACCCAAGAAGAACGGGAACGCGAUCCCUUUGAGGUUGGGAAGAAGAUCUUGCCACUAUCAAGCUUCAAUUUCGAUGAGAUCUUAACAGGAAUCUUUGGCGGCCUAGAGGAGGCUUAUGUGCGCGCGCGAGCUCAUGUUGAGCUAUGCAGGCGUCCAGGAGAUGUGGAUAGUGAGACGGUAGGCCCGGAGUCGGAUUGGGGGUUUAUCGUGGACGCUAUGGAUUGGGAGGCAGUAUGA